GCACAGCACCUUUGUGUGUGUGUGUGUGUGUGUUGCUAGCUGCUAAAGUAGCUGAAAGGUUGGCCUCGCCGCUCCUCCACAAAGACAGGGUUUGACGGGUACAGAUCGACGGUUGGGACCUCCAGAAGAGGAAGUGUCACCUGCAACCGCGUUGUGUUAAGCACCAAACUUUACCAUGGGCAAAAAGUCUCGCGGAGAAGAGUCUUCAUCCUCUGAUGAGGAAGAAUAUGUUGUGGAAAAAGUGCUGGACAGGAGGGUGGUGAAAGGAAGGGUUGAGUUCUUCCUAAAGUGGAAGGGAUACUCGGACAAGCACAACACAUGGGAACCAGAGAAAAAUUUGGAUUGCCCUGAGCUUAUUGCAGAAUUCAUGAAGACCUACAAGAAAAGCAGUGGCGGGACCUCCACACCCAGCAGUGGGGCCAGCAAAUCAAACACGGCCGCCUCUGGACGCUCCAAAGAUUCCAGCAGCUCAAAGAAGAGGAGCUCGGAUGAUGACGAGGAAGGUGGAAGUAAGCCCAAGAAGAAAAAAGAGGAUGACAUUCUAGUCGCACGCGGCUUUGAGAGAGGACUUGAGCCGGAGAAGAUCAUUGGAGCAACAGACUCAUGUGGAGACCUCAUGUUUCUUAUGAAGUGGAAAGACUCUGAUGAGGCUGAUCUCGUGCUCGCAAAGGAGGCCAAUCAUAAGUGCCCACAGAUUGUCAUAGCCUUCUAUGAGGAACGUCUCACCUGGCAUGAAGACAGUGACAAGAAGGAGAAGGAUGCAGUCAGUGCGUGAGUGUAUCGCCUCAGGAGGAAACGGGACCUCUUCACUGCAGGGACAACCUUGAGUCAGACAUUUUUCACAUCCUAAACUCCCAACCUUCAAUUUUUACCAUGUCCAGCAAUGACACACACAAAUUUUGGACACUGUGUUAUCUCCAUCCAAGCCUCAUUGGAGCACACGGGCCCAGACUACUAAAAAGGAUCCAUCAUUCAGGAGGAGAAGCUGUAGUUGACAUGGGUGAUAUGCUACUGGGGAGAGUUUAUACUAUUCUGUCUUUGUAUUCUUUACUUUCUUCAAAAAAAAAAAAAAAUUUUUUUAACACAUUGUUUUAGUGCUUACAGGAUACGAUUAUGUUAGUGUUGAAAAUCAGAGUUGGUACAGGCUGUGUUAACCCAGAGUGUGUUCCAUUGUGGGUUCACAACUUUUAAUUUGCUAUAAACGGUGUACCUCUUCUUUUUAAGAACCCAGCUGACACCACAAGGAUGAAAACAUUUUUUAUUUUUUUUAAGUCAGGAAGCAGCAGCAGCCGCCGCAGCACUUUCCUGACUGCAUAAUCGCUUCCUUUUAAAAGGAAAAACUUCGAUAUCAUAGGUUUCUCAUUUGUCUUGCUGUAAAGCCUGCCAGGAUGGAUUUACUCAGUUUUUUCAUAAUGUAAUUCAUAAUGUAGUGGUGGGUUGUUUUUUGUCUUGUGUGUUUUUUUUUUUUUUUUUUUUUUUUGGUUUUUUUUUUUUGUUUGUUUGUUUGUUUGUUUGUUUUUUUUUAAAUAACAAAGUUUUAUUUUCAAGUUCAAAUAUACCGGUCUAUACAAAUAUACAUUACCACAUCAACAGCUAACCAAAAGGACAGUAAAACCAAUUAUGCACUUUUUUUUUCCCCCUUAAAUAAACGUGUGGGUUUUUUUUUUUUUUUUUUUUUUUUUGUUUGUUUGUUUUUUUUGUUUUUUAUUUGUGUGUUCAAGUCUGACAAUCUUCUAUGUAUCCAAGUGAAAUGAAGCCAGGGUUCGUGCCUGUCAUUAGGGUCUGCCACCUUGUGGCCAAAAGAUGUAAACCUUGAAUGUGUGACCAAUCCCUAUGACAACCCUGUGGUUUUAAUAAUUGUUGUUAGUCAUCUUUUGAUUUUUAUGUUAAAUGGUUAUUGACAUUGCCCUAAUUUCAAACAUUAAAGCAAGCUUUGAACUGAAUUGGUCACAUCCUGGGUUCUCUUGUGUUGACUCUAUUUGUUCUUAGCUUAAGAUUUUUUUUAUUUUACUUACUUUUUUAUUUUAUUUUUUUAUCCCCUUUCUCUUCUGGGACCUGAAAAGCACCUCCAAGCUUUUAUACACAAGAUGGAUGUCAGCUUUGCAGUUUGAUCUGUUGUGCUCCAGCGUGGACUCUUGGGACCAAAUGUUUCGUGUCUACCGAAUAAAAUCUGUUUUGUUUUAUUUUAUUUUUAUUUUUUUUAAUCAAUGUUUUUAGCUUUAAUUGGCAUUGUGAAUGAAGGCUGUGCACCUCUCCCCUUUUCAUAUGUACCAUACACAAAUUAUGUCCCUUGAUAUUAACUUAGAUGAUCCUUUUGGUGUCGAUUCCUUUAAUGACAAGUAUUCGGUUCCUGAAUAAUUUUUUUUUUUUUUGCCAUUGCAGAAUUUUUAAAAUGUAGACUAUUUCUUGUGUGAAUGAAAUGUUAUGAGUAUGUGUACAGUAG
Pelmatolapia mariae (spotted tilapia) is the source of this 2443-nucleotide messenger RNA. It is a transcript of the gene cbx5, whose product is annotated as chromobox homolog 5 (HP1 alpha homolog, Drosophila). Gene Ontology annotation, biological process: chromatin organization; negative regulation of transcription by RNA polymerase II. The transcript has 5 exons. Lineage: Eukaryota; Metazoa; Chordata; Actinopteri; Cichliformes; Cichlidae. Gene Ontology annotation, molecular function: chromatin binding. The record is from RefSeq and is a predicted model, not a curated record. Bases 176 to 775 code for a protein of 199 amino acids. Gene Ontology annotation, cellular component: nucleus; pericentric heterochromatin.